Messenger RNA from Wyeomyia smithii (pitcher-plant mosquito), 1936 nucleotides. Its product is annotated as longitudinals lacking protein, isoforms H/M/V-like. The record is from RefSeq and is a predicted model, not a curated record. The transcript is spliced from 3 exons. The coding region runs from base 334 to 1815 and encodes 493 amino acids. Gene Ontology annotation, molecular function: protein binding; DNA binding. Gene Ontology annotation, cellular component: nucleus. Gene Ontology annotation, biological process: regulation of transcription by RNA polymerase II. Lineage: Eukaryota; Metazoa; Arthropoda; Insecta; Diptera; Culicidae.
CAGUAUGUACCCACAGCAGUGGUAGCAGCAAGCAGUAGGCAGUGGCGGCGACGUCGAUUCCUUGACGUUUCCGACUGACGAUUGUUCAAUUGUGUGUGGUGUGCGAGUGAUGUCAACAGGUGUUUUGGCGUCGUUCUGGAAUUUUUUCCUGUUUUCCUGCGAGAAGUGUGCAGAAUCACUUAGGUUCGUGAAGAUUUCUAGUGUUAUUGCAGUGCAGAUUAGUGCAGUGGUGUGUUGACUGGAGAAUCAGGAAAAAUUUACUGCUGCUUUGUGAUUAUUUUUUGCCGAUUAUUCAGUUUCACCUUCGAAGCCGAUGGUGGCGAGUGCUUGACAAUGACCAUGUUCUUCAGUGGUGUCGAACCUAUUCAGACCGCGUCGGCUGGGAUGACGAUGAACGCAAACAUUACGUCCAUGAUGCCAGGUCUGAUCCAGGAGCAGCAGUUCUGUUUGCGCUGGAAUAAUUACCAUUCCAACUUGUCCGCCGUUUUUGACCAGCUUUAUCAAAAUCAGUGCUUCGUGGAUGUUACCCUUGUUGGUGAUGGUCGUUCAAUUAAAGCUCACAAAAUGGUUCUAGCUGCCAGCAGCCCCUACUUCCAAACCAUCUUCUCCGAGACCCCCUGCAAGCAUCCGGUCGUGAUAAUCAAGGAUGUUAAGUGGGAAGAGCUGAAAGCGCUGGUUGAAUUCAUGUACCGAGGUGAGAUAAACGUUGGCCAAGAGCAAAUUCGACCGUUGCUCAAGCUAGCAGAAAUGUUCCAAAUCCGUGGUUUGGCUGAAGUGAAGCAUGAAGACGUUCAGAUGCCUGUUCAAGAACCGAGCGUAGAACAAUUCACAGUUUACGCCGCUCUGAAUUCGGAAAACUACCAACUUCAAACUGCGGUUGCAGCGGAAGAUCUUGGCUGCCCACCGCCCGACGAGAAGCAAAAGACGAAGGAACGGGAAAUCGCUCGCAAACAAACGCUUGAAACUGUUGACGUUCCCGUCGAGUGGCCAAUCGAGGAAGAUCUGAAAGGUACCAUCGCCGAGGUGAAACCAAAAUCGAUACGCAAACGCAAGCAGUCCUCUGUAUCGCAAGAUAAUUCGGUGCACAAUUACGAGCUUUAUUCCGAGCAGCAACAAGCUGCCAAUGGUCCGGUAGUCGCAAUUCCACAACCAGCAGGACCAGUGUCAGCGGCUCCGUUACCUCCGUCGGUGGCCACUUUCAAACCGGAUGAAGAUGCAAGCACCAAGAUGGGUUUUUUGGAUUCCACACAGGAAGAAGACACAACCAUCAACGCCCCUCAGGAGUGGAAAUCCUCCGGAACCAACGCAACCGAAUCUCGCAGCAAGCAGAAGGCUCCUGCCUGGAACUGGAACCAGCUGCAGGAAGCGAUCGCAGCCGUAGUGACCCAGCGGUUGCGGUUCACCCAGGCGUCGGCACAGUACAACAUCCCCAAGGGAACGCUGUACGACAACAUCCUUGGCAAGGCGCACCGUAUGGCCGUGCUGCAAGAUUUGGCCCUGAGCCCGGCUGAGGAAGCGGCCGUUCUUGAGUUCUGCUGUGACACCACCAACUCACCGUACAACAAACGCACCAAAAAGUCACUGAAAAGUAUCCUCGAAUUUCUGGCCCGCUUCGAGGCGUACCGCGCCAAAGCGGAUCGAUUCAAGUUCGGCGGCAAGCCCGGAUUCCGCUGGUGGUGGGCCUUCUGUCGGAAGCACUCCAUUGUUUCGCUCUACUACGAAGGCAUGAAAGCGGACGAAAAAAGCGGACAGGACACAAGCAAAAAAGCCCGCCGAAGCACCGAACUGGAGGACGACGGCGAAGUUCAGCAGUGAGUUGACGAUUUUGAUUGAUUGAUACUUUUUGUGCCUUAUCCCCGUGUAAUUGCUUGUGAUUGAAACAUUCUCGUUAGCUGUUAAGUAAUUAUCGCAAUUUAUGUAGUAAAUAGCGUUGUAA